This is a messenger RNA of Talaromyces proteolyticus, 981 nucleotides long. RefSeq lists its product as uncharacterized. Bases 1 to 981 code for a protein of 326 amino acids. The record is from RefSeq and is a predicted model, not a curated record. The transcript has 2 exons. NCBI's taxonomy places the organism in Eukaryota, Fungi, Ascomycota, Eurotiomycetes, Eurotiales, Trichocomaceae.
AUGGCUUACAAACAAACCAAUCCUCUUCCAACUCCCAAGUCUGACGAUGCUGUCCUCUCCAUCGCAGCCUUUGAGACGGGCUGGAUGCAAAUAAAGGCGUCGACAGCCAUUGCCGGUUUGAAAGGUUUGAACUAUGCUACUUCCUGGAGAUUCUUCAUCCAACACGCACCUUCGAAUACGAAGUUUUGGUUUGAUUUGGGGGUUUCUCACGACCUUUCGAUGUAUCCUCCUAGAGUUCAGCGAGUGCAGCACAAGGUCUUUGUUACGACUCCAUCUGAGCGCGACCCUGCGCAGGAUGUCAUUUCCAUAGGCGCAGACCCGAAUGACGUGAAAUAUAUUAUAGCAAGGUACGGAUUAUCAUACUAUUUCACGGGCGAGAUAAUUCUUCAAUUUUUGACAGCUUCUCUGCCUAGCCAUGCUCAUUGGGAUCAUAUAUUCCCCGCUGCCAGCUUCUUCCCCAAUGCCAAAGUGCUCUGCGGUGCAGGCACGUUGGAAUGGGCAUCUAAAAGUUGGCCCUCUGAAGCUGACAGCACUUUUGACGGACGUAUAUGGCACACAGAGAAAGCCGAAUUACCGAUAGAAGAAGUCUCAUCUCCUUCAACUGAACCGGAGAAGUGGCAGCCUCUAGGCCCGUUCAAAAACGCAUAUGAUUUCUUUGGAGAUGGCAGUUUUUGGUUGAUUGAUGCACCAGGCCAUUGCCCCGGGAAUUUGGCCGCCCUGGCCCGUGUGAAGCGUAAAGAUGGUAAGGUCAAAUGGGCGUUUCUGGGCGGUGAUUGUUUCCAUAGUAGUCUGUUCGUUGAGUAUCCAGAAGCACCGUUUGGCAAAGGGGUUAAGGUCACUCCGACAGAUACGUAUCAUGAAAAUGAAGACGAGGCAAGGGAGAUAAUCAGACAGGCUGCUGAAUUAAAGAAAGGGGAAGGAGAGAACGCCCUAAUCUGGAUCGCACAUACGUCCACUCUGGAGGAUAUUUGGAACUUCUGA